Messenger RNA from Rangifer tarandus platyrhynchus (Svalbard reindeer), 786 nucleotides. The record is from the annotation of a GenBank genome assembly. NCBI's taxonomy places the organism in Eukaryota, Metazoa, Chordata, Mammalia, Artiodactyla, Cervidae.
AUGGCCGGGGACAGCGAGCAGACCCUGCAGAACCACCAGCAGCCCAACGGCGGCGAGCCCUUCCUGAUCGGCGUCAGCGGGGGCACGGCCAGCGGCAAGUCUUCCGUUUGUGCUAAGAUUGUGCAGCUUCUGGGACAGAACGAGGUGGACUAUCGCCAGAAGCAGGUGGUCAUCCUGAGCCAGGAUAGCUUCUACCGUGUCCUCACGUCAGAGCAGAAGGCCAAAGCCCUGAAGGGCCAGUUCAAUUUUGAUCACCCAGAUGCCUUUGACAAUGAACUCAUCUUCAAGACACUCAAAGAAAUCACCGAAGGGAAAACGGUCCAGAUUCCUGUGUACGACUUUGUUUCCCAUUCCCGGAAGGAGGAGACGGUUACUGUCUACCCCGCAGACGUGGUGCUCUUCGAAGGGAUCCUGGCCUUCUACUCCCAGGAGGUGCGAGACCUGUUUCAGAUGAAGCUUUUUGUGGACACAGAUGCGGACACCCGGCUCUCCCGCAGAGUAUUAAGGGACAUCAGCGAAAGAGGGAGGGACCUUGAGCAGAUUUUAUCUCAGUACAUUACAUUCGUCAAACCUGCCUUUGAGGAAUUCUGCUUGCCAACAAAGAAAUACGCUGACGUGAUCAUUCCUAGAGGUGCAGAUAAUCUCGUGGCCAUCAACCUCAUCGUGCAGCACAUCCAGGACAUCCUGAACGGAGGGCUCUCCAAGCGGCAGACCAACGGCUAUCUCAACGGCUACACCCCCUCACGCAAGAGGCAGGCCUCGGAGUCCAGCAACCGGCCCCACUGA